Molecule: messenger RNA, 444 nt
Organism: Paraglomus occultum
Lineage: Eukaryota; Fungi; Glomeromycota; Glomeromycetes; Paraglomerales; Paraglomeraceae
Source: the annotation of a GenBank genome assembly
AUGAAAAGCUAUAACAAACAAGGAAGAGAAUUCGAUAAUACCAUCAAGAAACUUUUGAGGAAGAAGGGGGUGAAAUGGGGGAGAUGGAUUGCAUACAAAGAUAUACAGCGCUUUGAAGGCGCCUUAUCAGGCGUCAAUAAAGAAGUUACUGUUGCAAUUAUGGUAGCCCGAUCGAAGAAAGGGUAUACCAAAAAUGCAAUAGAUAGAGCAAACAGAGCCAAACAAUCAGCCGGAUAUAACAUCAUCUUAACAGAUGAGAAAGAUUUAUAUUCGGACUUGAUUGAAUACAUCGAGUCAAAUGGACUUGAUGGCUCUAACAAAGCAUUGAAAGAAGAGUUAAAAGAAAUUCAUUUAGAAGCUCAGCGAUUAGGCACUGAACUUCAGCAAUUAAGAUCAGAAAUUGCUGAACUUCGAGAUCUUGUAGCCUCUUAUUUAAAUAAAUAA